This is a messenger RNA of Aspergillus ibericus CBS 121593, 864 nucleotides long. RefSeq names its product Zn(II)2Cys6 transcription factor domain-containing protein. The transcript has 3 exons. Gene Ontology annotation, molecular function: sequence-specific DNA binding; DNA-binding transcription factor activity, RNA polymerase II-specific; zinc ion binding. NCBI's taxonomy places the organism in Eukaryota, Fungi, Ascomycota, Eurotiomycetes, Eurotiales, Aspergillaceae. Gene Ontology annotation, cellular component: nucleus. Gene Ontology annotation, biological process: positive regulation of transcription by RNA polymerase II. The annotation marks the transcript as partial. The record is from RefSeq and is a predicted model, not a curated record.
AUGUUCUCCACUCUGCGAUGUGGUGGAGCAGACGAGCCGAUCCGCAUAGAGCGACAGCAAUAUGCCCAUGAAGUCAACAUCGGACGAGGUCCACAACAUAUUGCGUGUGAAAAUUGUCGGUUAAAAAAGCUCCGCUGUAAUGGGAAAAAGCCGACGUGUGGCCGGUGUCGCGAAAAGUCGGUUCAAUGUCAAUACGGAACGGGGGAGCCAUUAUCCCCAUCGUCCAUGGCAGCGGACAAUCGGUCGAGAGUAACCAAAUCCAUCAAGACACCGAGAACGACCCGAGACAAGAGGAAAUGCACCCCGCCGGAAGAGGUGGCCGAGACUCAACCGAUUCCUGUCACCUCUCAGACAUCGGGAAGUCCAGAGACGCUAUUGAUGGAAGAUUGGCUGGCAGAUGAAGGAAUGAUGGACCCGUUGCAGCCAGCCCUAGACCAUGACACGACACUUGCAGGAAUGCCUAACGAUGGGAUCAGUCCGUGGGGAUUCACGCCAUAUUCACCGGCGGAGAACCCCCCUUUAUCCUCGGAGCACUUGCUGCAGCCAACCUCGCAAACAUUGGAUCUACAGGGAACCAGGCCCUCUGCACCGGCCGCCACUGCCCCAGUCCUGCCAGUAUCAACCUCAACCUCAACCUCCUAUAUCGAGCCGCGACUCCUCCGACCACGCAUGAUGCAUCUAUUCAACGACAACGUCCCUCCCACACAUCACAUCCCAAACCAACCAACCGAUACCCGCCCAAGCACCGGCAGCAGCAACAGCUCCCUGACGGGAUGCCACUGCUGGGAAACCGUGGCCAACAUUCUCCAGCAGAUCGAACUGAACCGUAUCGUAUCGGAACAAUCGCCCUCACUGGAAUCGCGG